UGGUUUGGGAGAAUGGCGAACCUAACCUUCCAGAUCCUUAGUUCUAGCGAACGCGUGCACUUUAGGCUAACAAUCGACCACAGUAUGAAUGGGACCGUCAUUUUUGGGAUGCGCUUCAUAUCGAAAACCUCGUCCCUGGGGCAAAGACAGUGAUGGCAGCUAAGCUCUUCUGGGCGGUCGCCGCGAGCUUUAUUCGAUUCGCUCUGCUCGCUUUGUAUUAUCGUUUGCUCAGCCAUAUCGACAUUCUCCAUCGUGGCAUGUACAAGUGGGUUCUUCACGCAGCAACGUUCUUCAAUAUCGGAAUCUUGCUGUCCUAUCUAGGCACCAUAAUCUUCGAUUGCGCCGAUCCUGCUCAAUAUUUUCAGUGGCCUGGCACAGGAUACUGCAUUAACGAAACGUAUGCCAACGUAGCUAUGGCUUCUUUGAAUACGUUUGCUGAAGCACUGGUUGCUGCGCUACCAAUCCCCGUAGUCAUGUCGCUGGACAUGGACAAGCGACAGAGAAGAACUGUGAUGUUAUUGCUAUGCCUCGGCUUUCUAGUUAGCGUUGUUGGUACAGUCAGGACGUAUUACGUGUGGAAACUCUUCAACAGCGACGACCUGACGUGGUACGCAAGUCCGCACUGGAUCUGCAGCGAGGUCGAGAUCUGUACUGCUAUGAUAUGUGCGUGUGCACCAGCUUUACGGUCUUUCGUAGGUCGAGUGUUUUGGAGAGAAGAACCAGGCAUACAAACGCAAUCCAACUCGUCAAGAUUUCGGAAGAAUCGAAGCAGCGCGGGCAGUCACGAUUCCAAGCAUGCGACGCACGUCGAAGAGGGCUGGGUACCUCCGACGCGAUAUCAGUACGACCUUGAGGGUAUCGGGCUGGAUGGAUUUGGCUACACAGUCACCAUCAGCGGACCACAGCAUCGAAAGAAGGGCAUCGCGAGCUGCUUCCAAGGAACGCCGGUGGCCUCAAACGACAGGAUCGAUCAACCGCCGCGGCGGUACUUGAGCAAACUUGGCCGCAAAUCUCGGCGGUCGAUGCAGGAGUUGAGGGAAGACAGCGAUACGACGGAGUUGCAGGACAAGUCGAGCAUGAACAACGGCACACGAGAGGUGCGGGGAGGGAUUUUGCCGUAGAAAAGCACGUAUAGGUCUGCCCUCAAGAGGAUAGGUGUUGUUGUACUCUCGUUCGGA
Messenger RNA from Verruconis gallopava, 1178 nucleotides. RefSeq lists its product as uncharacterized. Lineage: Eukaryota; Fungi; Ascomycota; Dothideomycetes; Venturiales; Sympoventuriaceae. The transcript has 4 exons. The coding region runs from base 153 to 1121 and encodes 322 amino acids. The record is from RefSeq and is a predicted model, not a curated record.